AUGAGUUCACGUUACGUUGGAAAGUCUCCAGGGAAAAGUCAAACUGCUAUAACUUCUUUUCUACCUCCAAGACACUGUAAUGACUGUAUUUCUCUUUUCAGGACGUAAGGGACACUUUUACGUGGUAGAAUGGAUGAACAGUCCCAAGGAAUGCAAGGGCCUACUGCACCACCGUUUCAGCCACAGAAAGCCUUGCGACCUGACAUGGGCUAUAAUACACUUGCCAAUUUCCGAAUAGAGAAAAAGAUUGGUCGUGGGCAGUUCAGCGAAGUUUACAGAGCAACCUGCCUGUUGGAUGGGGUGCCAGUAGCACUGAAGAAAGUUCAGAUAUUUGAUUUAAUGGAUGCCAAAGCCCGUGCUGACUGCAUCAAAGAAAUAGAUCUUCUCAAGCAACUGAAUCAUCCAAAUGUAAUCAAAUAUUAUGCCUCAUUCAUUGAAGACAAUGAACUGAACAUAGUGUUGGAAUUAGCUGAUGCUGGAGAUCUCUCUAGAAUGAUAAAG
Messenger RNA from Pterocles gutturalis (yellow-throated sandgrouse), 501 nucleotides. RefSeq names its product serine/threonine-protein kinase Nek7-like. Gene Ontology annotation, biological process: protein phosphorylation. Lineage: Eukaryota; Metazoa; Chordata; Aves; Pterocliformes; Pteroclidae. The annotation marks the transcript as partial. Gene Ontology annotation, molecular function: protein kinase activity; ATP binding. The transcript is spliced from 5 exons. The record is from RefSeq and is a predicted model, not a curated record.